AUGAGUUUGAGGAUGGGUGUGAUGUUAAGCAGAUGCCUUGUAAGCAUGUGUUUCAUCAGGGCUGUUUGUUGCCUUGGCUUGAGUUGCAUAACUCUUGUCCUGUUUGUCGGUUUGAGUUGCCUACGGAUGAUGCUGAUUAUGAGAGUAGAGGAGGGGGUCAGGGGCAAGGCGGUGGGCAGACGAGUGGGGAUGGUGGGCAGGGGACUCCGAGGAGGUUUAGUAUUCAGCUUCCUUGGCCGUUGGGUGGGAGACAGGAGGGUUCAGGGUCUGGAGGGCCUGGAAGUGGUGGUGGUGGUGGAGGAGGAGGAGGAGGUUCUAAUCUUGAGACCAGGCAGGAAGAUUUGGAUUGAGUAUGGCGAUAGUCGUUGCUUGGAAAUUGGAUUGGGAGAAGGAUGUGCACAAGUUCUCACCAAACAAAAGGCAGUUUCAUUAGGAAAAAGUGACAUUAAUGUUUUGCAAUAUUUUGUACAUUUACAAAAAGAAAAAAAUUAUUUUCCUUGUCGGUGUUUUUUGGGAUUAUAUAACGAAUGUGAGUUUUCAAAAAUAAAAUCGCGAUAUUUCAUAUAUGUAAGUGUUUUUUUUUAUAUAUAUGUAAGUGUAAGUGUUAUUUUGCUUAUUUACUCGUAA
Eruca vesicaria subsp. sativa (arugula) is the source of this 627-nucleotide messenger RNA. The record is from the annotation of a GenBank genome assembly. NCBI's taxonomy places the organism in Eukaryota, Viridiplantae, Streptophyta, Magnoliopsida, Brassicales, Brassicaceae.